GAGCUGUUGCUGACGUUUUCUUCGACGUCUUUAUUUAUACACGUAAUGGAAAAUGACGUGGUUUGAAUUGCAUUUAGAGAAUUAAACAAAAUCAGUUUGCUAAGUAACAUUUGAGGGCUGGGCGUCCAAUUAUGUCUCAAAGACAUGGCUAGCAUGGCUAACGCCGUUUUCUUUCUCCCUGUCAAAGCUAGCAGGCUCCAUCUCUGAUGAUGGCGUCUGUUGCUAGCUAGCUGACUAUGACUUAGUAACUAGCUACCCUCUGAACACAUUACACUGCCCAGUGCAGGCUUUCUUUGCCACUGUCUUUGAGACAUUCAUCGCUUGAUUAAUGUCGCUCUAGCUGGCAGUGUUCUGUACCAGCCAAUAACUCGACUGUCUGGACUCUGGAGGAGAAAAUUAUUAGCCAUCGUGUAGCCUACUCCCCUACCAUUUAUAUAGGUAUGUUGUUUAUGUGUUUAUAGAUAGCUGACAUCUGCCCUGGCCGUGGCUUCCCCUCUAUCUUGACUGUUUGUGGAAUGGCUGCAGUUUGGCAGCAGGUGUUGGCAGUGGACGCAAGGGCUAGCCUGGAUAAACCAGACUGACCACUGCUGAAACAAUGGUACAAUGCAUACCGCACGCCUACGUUCCCACAGUUCCGCACGCAAUACAUCCGGCGGCGCAGCCAGCUACUCAGGGAAAACGCCAAGUGUGGCUUUGAGCCGGGGCUGCGCAGGCAUUACCUGAGGCUGCGCAGCCAGCUGCUAGCCCUGCGCUACGGGCCCCUGUCUGAGCAGAGCAGCUUCAGGGCCAGCAGUGUGCGCAGCUCCCGCACCACACUGGACCGCAUGGAGGUUAGACUGAGAGCAAGGAGCAGAGGGAAAGAGAGAGACAGACAAUAGGCUACUGUCAAUACACAUUAGGUCAGUUGAGAUGGUUGGAGGCAGACAGAUGGUGUAACUGACACUAAUAAGGAUGCGUAGUAGGCACACUAAACUGACCACUUUAGUUGGGAGGAAUAGAUGGAUUUCAAAGAGUUGGAUUUUGAGGAGGACCCCCGUGCUCAGGGGGCUCGUGGUCACCGUCGAUCUGUGAGCAGAGGCUCCUACCAGCUUCAGGCCCAGAUGAACAGGGCAGUCUAUGAUGAGAGGACCCCAGGUGCCUUGGUGCCAACCUCUGUGGCGGAAGCUAGUCGUGCCAUGGCUGGGGACACCACUCUGAGCGAGAACUAUGCUUUUGCUGGCAUGCACCACAUAUUCGACCAACAUGUGGACUCUGCAGUUCCACGGCUGCAGUUUGCUAAUGAUGACAAGCACCUCCUAGCCUGCUGCUCAUUGGACGGCACCCUGUCCAUCAUGAUCCUGUCCCCGUCCCCGCCCAGUGUGAAGGUCGUCCUGAAGGGUCAUGCAGGUCCCGUCACCGACUUUGCUUGGUCCCUUAGCAACGACGUCAUCGUGUCAACAUCAAAGGAUGGAACACUGCGUAUUUGGAACACGGAGGAUGGGAGGUGUAUCCGUGAGGUCAGAGACCCGGAAGCUAGCGAACUGCUUUGCUGCACCUUCCAGCCCAUGAAUAACAACCUCACAGUGGUAGGGAACAGUAAGCACCUCCUGCAGGUGGUGAACAUCUCCACUGGGAAGAAGGUGAAGGGGGGUUCCAGUAAGCUGACGGGACGGGUACUGUCUAUGUCCUUUGAUGCCCCUGGGAGGAUCCUGUGGGCCGGGGACGACAGGGGCAGCGUCUUCUCCUUCCUGUUUGACAUGGCCACAGGGAAGCUGACCAAAGCCAAGCGGCUUGUGGUGAGUGAGGGCAGCCCAAUCUGCAGCAUAUCUGCCCGCUCCUGGAUCAGCAGAGAGGCACGAGACCCCUCCCUGCUGAUCAAUGCCUGUGUCAACAAACUGCUACUCUACAGAGUGGUGGAUAAUGAAGGCACUCUGCAGCUUAAGAGGAGCUUCCCCAUCAAGCAUGGCUCUCAGCCCCUUCACAGCAUCUUCUGCCCUCUCAUGUCCUUCAGACAGGGUGCCUGUGUUGUGACUGGCAGUGAGGAUGCCUGUGUCUACUUCUUCGAUGUGGAACGCAACACUAAGGCCAUAGUCAACAAGCUGCAGGGUCACGGUGGUCCAGUGCUGGAUGUCAGCUUCAACUGUGACGAGAGCUUGCUGGCUUCUGCAGACUCCACUGGCAUGGUUAUCAUCUGGAGGCGGGAGCAGAAGUGACCAACCACCAAAAGCUUCCUUCCAUGCACUACAAAAAAAGCCAUCCAAUCACUAGAAUGCUAAAUACAAGGGGCAGGGAAAGGAUAUCUGUGUUUUUAAGGCUGGGAUUUAGUGGUUACUGUGAGUGUGGUCCCCGCGAAUGCAGGAAAAUAGUCAACAAAGUGCGAUCUAAUUGAAUCCCUGUCUAGGUUUUCAACGUAAAAGGGAGCACUGCUCCUCACUGAGGGUCCUGAGAUGUUUGCAUGUGUCAAGAGUAGGACCUGUAAUAGCGCUAACUACUUAUUGUAAAGCAUUAAUAUAGCAAAAUGCAAUACAGUAGUAUUAAAUGACAGCCUUGUUCCUUUAAAGUUGCCCAUUUUCCUUCAAUCAUUCCCAUGUUUAUUGUUCUACUGUGAUGUGCAUGGCAUUCUAUCAAGAACCCAUCAUAUAAAUCAGUACUGACAUUUUGGAAUAACUACUGUGUGUGUAUUGGAAUAACUACUGUGUGUGUGUGUUUGUGUGUGUGUGUAUAUAUAUAUUUAACAAAACAAAAAAAACUUGAUGGAAACUCAAAGAACACCUUGUGUGUUUGUGAGAAUUUGUGUGUUUAUGUGCCUGUGGUGUCAUUUUAAUGUCAUGGUUGCAAAGAAAUAUAAUAUAUUUAUGAUAUGCACAUACUGAAUAAAGUAGCCACUGUACAUCUCA
Molecule: messenger RNA, 2876 nt
Organism: Oncorhynchus mykiss (rainbow trout)
Lineage: Eukaryota; Metazoa; Chordata; Actinopteri; Salmoniformes; Salmonidae
Product: WD repeat-containing protein 13
Cellular component (GO): nucleus
Molecular function (GO): promoter-specific chromatin binding; protein binding
Source: RefSeq, a predicted model, not a curated record